Messenger RNA from Humulus lupulus (European hop), 2066 nucleotides. Its product is annotated as probable serine/threonine-protein kinase PBL5. The record is from RefSeq and is a predicted model, not a curated record. Gene Ontology annotation, biological process: protein phosphorylation. Bases 1 to 2049 code for a protein of 682 amino acids. Gene Ontology annotation, cellular component: plasma membrane. Gene Ontology annotation, molecular function: ATP binding; protein tyrosine kinase activity. Lineage: Eukaryota; Viridiplantae; Streptophyta; Magnoliopsida; Rosales; Cannabaceae. The transcript has 9 exons.
AUGAAGGCAUCAGCAUCAUCAGAAGGUGAUGAUCAUUAUUAUAAAGAUGAUGAUCAAAAUAAUAACAAUUACAAAAGUGUGGUGGUGGUUGUGGAUGCAUUUAGAGAUGAUAGCUUGAAAGCAAUCGCAGGGGUCCUCCUACAAAAUUGCUCACUCAAAUCAGGAGAUGUUCUUACAGUUCUUGCUGUUCUUCAACAGGUUAAUAGUCCUAGUAUGUUUCCUUUAUCGGGACUUCUAAAACAAUUGGGAUACAUGGUAAGAGUGGACUCUGGUUUUGGGAUUAACGAUAAAAAAGUUGAGGAAGCACGUGCCGCUAAAGAAUUCGAGUACUCUAAUAAACCAGAGAUCAAGGAAAUUACUAAGCAAUGUUAUGCAGACCAGGUUGGUUUCCAUGUGACGGUGGUUGCUGGAAAGUGGGCUGCAUUGGAGAAGGCAAGAGAAUCAGAAGCGACAUGGCUAAUACUUGAUAAGGAGAUGAAGAGAGAAAAGAAAUUCUUCUUGGAAAAGCUUAAAUGUGACAUAUCAGUAAUAAAACGAAGCUAUUACAUUGAAGAUUUGAGAGUUUCAAAACAAACAUGGAACAGUAAAGACGGCGACACAAAACUGACUGGAAGUAACUCAAAAAGAUACUUAAGGUACGAUGAAAUGAUACCAGGAAGCCCAGAAGAGAAAUAUUCUCAACAAAAAGGUAAAGAGCAAGGAGGCAAUGAUGGUACAGUAGCAUCAUCAUCAGCUCCCAAAGAAACGGCACUGACAGAAGACUAUUGUAAGAGCAUGGAAGGACAAGCACAUAUUAAUAAUAAUGAACAACAUCAGAACGAGGAGGAUUGGAUGGCGGGAUUCGAGACUGAUGAUGAACUAGUAUCCAUUUGUUCAAAAUGUGAAAAUAAAAGGCCAAAGAUUGGAUGGACAAAAGAGUUUACUUAUGCAGAGCUCCACACAGCUACAAGGGGUUUCUCCAAAGCCAACUAUAUAUCAGAAGGUGGAUUUGGUAAUGUGUUUAGAGGUCAACUCAAGAAUGGGCUGGAGAUUGCUGUGAAGAAACAUAAACAUGCAAGCUCACAAGGGGAGAAAGAAUUCAAGGCUGAAGUUCACUUUCUCAGCAAGGCAAGACACAAGAAUUUGAUUAUGUUGCUGGGAUCAUGUUCGGAAGGGAGCCACAGGCUGCUUGUUUAUGAAUAUGUUUGCAAUGGUUCAUUGGAUCGACAGUUAUUAAAAUACGUAAGCAAACCCCUCACUUGGGCUGAGAGGAUGAAAAUUGCGGCAGGAGCUGCUAAUGGAUUGCUGUACCUUCAUAAAAGCAAUAUUGUCCACAGAGAUAUAAGACCAAACAACAUUCUUCUUACACAUGAUUUCAACACCCUGCUAGGAGACUUUGGCCUUGCGCGGACUCAGCACGAAGAUCACUCAUCAGAGACGAGAGUUGUUGGAACACUGGGAUAUUUGGCACCAGAAUACGCUGAAAGUGGAAAAGUUUCAACCAAGACUGAUGUUUAUGCUUUUGGGGUCAUUUUAUUGCAGCUGAUCACUGGACGUGGCACUAAUGACAAAUCCCUUGAAGGAAAAAGUCUUGUGGGAUGGGCAAGACCACUGCUAAAAGAUAGGAACUACCCGGAUUUAAUUGACGAAAGGAUCUUAGAUUCCCAUGAUGUCCACCAACUCUUUUGGAUGGUUCGAGUAGCUGAGAAAUGUCUCAUCAAGGAUCCUCACAAGAGAUUAACAAUGGAUGCGAUAGUACAUGCUAUAAAUCACCUCAGAAAGUCAGAUGCAAUCUGCAUUAUCAGCAUUUCGCCUGCGAAUUCAGAUUCCUUGCCUGCCAGCAAUGAAGGCUCUCCCGAGACAUAUGGUGAUGGUGAAGGUGAUGAUGAUGUUAUUACAAGCUAUACAGAAACUUAUAAGGCCAGACAUAGCAUGGCUUAUUAUGAUCACAUAUCUGGGAGGAUUUCACAAUCAUCUUUUACUCAAUCUACUUCAUCAUCAGCAUCAUCCAGCAGAUCAAGCUUUUCCCCAGUGUCUGAGCAGUCCACUUUGGAUAGCAGAAGUAAAUAGCAUUUAUACUUCAUCUA